UUCAAUUAAUUCGGCACCAUUUGAACCUUAGCCGCUAAAGGCAGAAAAUAUCAAAGAGAAACACUAUUCUCCUUUGAAAAAUGUCAGACAUUCUCAACAAAAAUGAAGCCCCAGAAAACCAGAAAUUUGAAGUCACAUUUAGUAGGAAAAGUGUUGUAAAAGCACUCAACCCUUCACUAGAGCCAUUUUCAAUCACUCUCUCAAAUCUUGACCUGCUCUCAGGUCGUUUUCCUGUUACAUACUUGUAUUUCUACCGCAAACUAGAAUCAGAUAACUUCAAAGCCUUUGUUGAUGCUCUUAAGAACACUCUAGCACAAGUUCUUGAUCACUACUAUCCCUUUGCUGGCCAAAUUGUUCAAAAUCCCAAAACUAGUGAGCCUGAAAUCAUUUGUGACAACAAUGGUGCUCUAGUCAUUGAAGCUCACACAAAUAUCCCAUUAAAGAGUUUAGAUUUUUACAAUCUCAAUGAAACUCUUCAAGAAAAGGUAGUCUCAGUUGAACCAGACUUCCCCUUGCAAAUUCAGGCGACUGAGUACACUUGUGGAGGCAUUUCCAUAGCAUUUACUUUUGAUCAUGCAUUAGGUGAUGCCACUUCCUUUGGCAAGUUCAUUGCUUCAUGGUGCGAAAUAGCUCAAAAGAAACCACUCUCGAGCAUACCAGACCAUACUAGACACCUUCGUGCGCGUUCUUCUCCCAAAUAUCAACCAUCCUUGGAUCAAACUUUUAUGAAGUGCACCAUGAAAGAGAUACAGAACAUGCCAAUGAAUCAUGUCUUGCUUAAACGCCUUUAUCACAUCGAAGCAUCAAGCAUCGACAUGCUGCAGAAACUUGCUUCUUUGAAUGGGGUCAAGAGAACAAAGAUUGAGGCCUUUUCAGCAUAUGUAUGGAAGAUAAUGAUUGGUACAAUUGAUGAAAGGCAUAAAACGUGCAAGAUGGGUUGGUUGGUGGAUGGAAGAGAAAGAAUGGGAAGAGGCAAGAAUUUGAUGUCAAACUACAUUGGUAAUGUGUUGUCUUUGGCUUUUGGGGAGGCAAGCAUUCAAGAACUGAAGGAAGCCUCCAUAUCAGAAAUUGCUAAGACAGUGCAUGAGGCAAUUUCAAAGGUCAAUAAUGAGGAUCACUUCUUGGACUUGAUUGAUUGGAUUGAGUGUCAUAGGCCUGGUUUGAUGCUAGCAAAGGCAGUGUUGGGUCAAGAGGGGCCAACCCUAGUGGUGUCCUCAGGACAAAGGUUUCCUGUCAAAGAAGUUGACUUUGGAUUUGGGAGUCCCUUGCUAGGGACAGUUUACACUUCCAUUCAAAAGGUGGGAGUUAGUUACAUGAACCAAAGGCUAAGUGCCAAGGGUGAUGGUUCAUGGACUGUGUCUGCCAUCUUGUGGCCAGAACUGGAAGCUGCAUUGCAGGAUGACCCAAUUUUCCACCCCAUGUCUGCCUCUAAUCUUCAACUUUAGUGCAAUUAUGGUUCUAUAUAUUGUCAUUGUCAGUUUUUUAUUAAGAAUUAUUCUAAUAAAUAUUGUCUAUCUUGAUCGUUAGUUUGUCAUUAAUGGUUGUGUAGUUAAACAUACCAAUAUGCCAACCAUUACACUCUAAAAACAUACAGUUGUCUUGCUUCCUUCCCUCGGGACUUUGUCAUUUAGUACAAUGACUUGGGCAUGAUGUAAGAUCAAUGUAAUAUCCCUAAUUCACUUGCUUAA
This is a messenger RNA of Glycine soja, 1688 nucleotides long. Its product is annotated as rosmarinate synthase. Lineage: Eukaryota; Viridiplantae; Streptophyta; Magnoliopsida; Fabales; Fabaceae. Gene Ontology annotation, molecular function: acyltransferase activity, transferring groups other than amino-acyl groups. The transcript has a single exon. The record is from RefSeq and is a predicted model, not a curated record. The coding region runs from base 81 to 1445 and encodes 454 amino acids.